Messenger RNA from Fusarium verticillioides 7600, 195 nucleotides. RefSeq lists its product as hypothetical. The record is from RefSeq and is a predicted model, not a curated record. NCBI's taxonomy places the organism in Eukaryota, Fungi, Ascomycota, Sordariomycetes, Hypocreales, Nectriaceae. The coding region runs from base 1 to 195 and encodes 64 amino acids. The transcript has a single exon.
AUGAUGGGCGACGAUAAUCAGACCGGAAAAAGCCAUCACAAUAUCUUGUGUAACUCACGCCAGAGCCUCUAUCCAUCACGUAACAUACCGCUCCGAUGUCGCUCUGGUCUCCUCACUCUGAUGCCAUCCAACCGCUGUACUGACAUUGACACAACCUCCAACACGGCGAUGACUAUCAGACUAUCACACCGAUAA